CAGCGGACGUCCGAGUUACAUGGCAGCGGCAGUAGCUGAGCUGAGCUGGGGACCUUAAUUAGCCUAAUAGGCCAAUAGGCUUCGGAAGUUGGAAGUGGGACCUUGCUCGCUUGAUAUUUCUUUCUUCCUGCGCUCUCUUCUUCCCCACUCACGACAGAAACAUACCUGCUUCACACUUGCCCUCUCGUGGAGUGACUUUGCGAAACGCUGAACCAGGCAUACAUUGCUCGAGCGAUGGACGCAUCACCAGAGAAAGUGGCCAAAAUCAUAGAUGGCAUUGCAAUUGCAAAGGACAUCCGUUUGGAGAUUACGUCUGAUGUGCAGAAGAUGAAGGAGGUGUACGGCAAGGUUCCAGGCUUGGCCGUGAUCAUUGUUGGAGAGCGGAAAGACUCCCAAACGUACGUACGAAUGAAGAGACGGAUGUGCGCAGAAGUUGGGUUUGUCUCCUUUGACAAGGACAUGCCAGGGGACGCUUCUGAAGAGGAGGUGCUCCAAGCAGUAAAAGCUUUCAAUGAGGACUCUGCAGUGCAUGGCAUCCUCGUGCAAUUGCCGCUGCCGAAGCACAUUGACGAGCAGACAGUCCUGUCAGCCAUCAGCCUGGAGAAGGACGUCGACGGUUUCCACCCGCUGAACAUCGGCCGACUAGCUAUGAAGGGCCGAGACCCGCUCUUCGUUCCAUGCACACCUAAGGGUUGUAUAGACUUGCUCGACCGCAGCGGCAUCAAGAUCGCCGGGAAGCGCGCGGUCGUUCUCGGGCGCAGUAACAUCGUGGGCAUGCCGGCCGCGCUGCUGCUACUGCACCGGGACGCGACGGUGUCGAUCGUGCACUCCAAGACGGAGGAUCCUGCGAGUAUUGUGCGCCAAGCGGACAUUGUGAUUGCUGCCAUUGGGCGACCAGAGACGGUACGGGGCGACUGGAUCAAGCCGGGCGCCGCAAUCAUAGACGUUGGGACGAACGCCGUUGACGACGCCAGCAAGAAAGCCGGUUACCGGCUUGUGGGCGAUGUCCAUUUUGAGGAGGCGUCAAAAGUUGCCGGUCAUAUCACCCCGGUUCCUGGGGGCGUUGGGCCAAUGACCAUUGCGAUGUUGCUUCAGAACACGUUGAACAGUGCUAAGCGGGUAUUGGCAAAGGAGGUGCCGUUAGAGAAGCUGGAGAUUCGGCCCAAGCAAGUAGCCGUGUGAAGUUAGGAAGAUUUGAAAUUGCAUAGCUGUGUUUGACAUGAGGAGUAGGAACCUUGCAACCAGCGCACGACUUCACUGCAACAUGUAGAAAUUCUUCACAGCCAAUUCUCCCGUCCAAUUCUUGAAUCUUCCAUACAAUUAGCCUCGACUGCAGGCAGGCAGCCGCCUC
Messenger RNA from Klebsormidium nitens, 1351 nucleotides. The record is from the annotation of a GenBank genome assembly. Lineage: Eukaryota; Viridiplantae; Streptophyta; Klebsormidiophyceae; Klebsormidiales; Klebsormidiaceae.